GCCCAACGUGCUGUAUGAAGUAGAGAGGUAAUUUACUUUGAAGCAAGGACUAAUCAUAGUGCAGCUUACUUUUUAACGUAUUUAAUUUAACGGUUAAUUUUGUUCGUGUUGUUCAUACUGUUUAGUCGUGUCUGAUGUUGUCGGUUUUUGAAUAUAUUUUUUUUUAUAUUCUAAGACACUAUCUAACUUUGAAUUAAUGAUUUUAAUAUAACAGCUUUAAAUUUGUACUUUUUUUAUUGUUUGUCUACAUAUCCCUGUUAUUAGUCGCUGAUAAUAGUAUUAAUUAUAAUAGCUCAAUUAGUUAUUCGGAACUGUUAAAGAAGUUUAAAAAAUGUCGUCUAGAUCAAAGGAUGAGGAAAUUAGAAUUCCUGAAAUUAUUGUGGAUAAUAAAACUAAUAAAAAAUAUCAAAGAGGCAGUUUCUUGGGAAAGGGUGGUUUUGCUAAAUGCUAUGAAAUUGUUGACAUGCGAACAAAAGAAGUUUUUGCUGGAAAAAUAGUUUCCAAAAAAUAUUUAUUAAAACACAAUCAAAAAGAUAAAAUGACUCAAGAAAUUCAUAUACAUCAGCGUUUAAAGCAUAAAAAUAUAGUUGGAUUUCACAGCUUCUUUGAAGAUGCAGACUUUGUUUAUAUAGUUUUAGAAUUAUGCCGCAAAAGAUCUAUGAUGGAGUUACACAAGAGAAGAAAAACUUUAACUGAGCCUGAAACACGUUAUUAUGUAUAUCAAAUUUUAGAAGGUACCCUUUUUCUGCAUCAACAGGGUAUAAUUCACCGUGAUUUAAAAUUAGGAAAUUUAUUUUUAAACGAUGACAUGGAAGUUAAAUUAGGAGAUUUUGGAUUAGCUGCUAAAAUUGAAUAUGAUGGACAACGCAAAAAGACUUUGUGUGGUACUCCUAAUUAUAUUGCUCCAGAAAUUCUAAGCAAAACAGGACACAGUUUUGAAGUUGAUGUAUGGUCAAUAGGAUGUAUAAUGUAUACUUUAUUAGUUGGAAAACCACCAUUUGAAACUAGUUCUCUGAAAGAAACUUAUGCUCGAAUAACUCGAUGUGACUACAAUGUUCCGCCUCAUUUAAACAAAAGUGCUAGUUUCCUUAUUAAUAAAAUGCUUCAAUAUGAUCCAAAAAAACGUCCUACAGUUAGUGAUAUAAUGAAAGCAGAUUUUUUUAUUACUGGUUAUAUGCCAAAAAAAUUACCACCAUCUUGCCUUACUAUGGCACCUCGAUUUGAUUCAAUUAACUAUAGAGAAUCUAUUUCCAACCGUAAGCCACUCAAUGAACUUAAUAGUCCAAAAGCAUCUAUUAUUAAAGCAGUUUCAAAACCUCAAGAUCCAAUAGGCAAAUUACCAUUGUUUAAUGUGCCUAAUAAAGUAACUGGAGGUAAUGGUGUUUCUGCAACAGAAUGUAAGGAUUAUAUGGUUUCACUUGAAAAAGAAUUAGGCUCUUUGUUGAAAAACAAACCGCUCAUGAAAGCAGUGACAAAUAUGGAAGAAAAUACUGAUCCCGCUGCUAAACCUAUGAUAUGGGUUAGCAAAUGGGUUGAUUACUCUGAUAAAUAUGGAUUUGGUUAUGAACUAUCUGAUGAUUGUGUUGGUGUUAUGUUCAAUGAUUUCACUCGUAUUGUUCUAUUAGCUAAUUUCAAAGAUGUUCAUUACAUUGAACGAAAUGGGACUGAGCAAUAUUACACAACUGAUAAUACACCUUCUACACUAGAAAAAAAAAUGAAGUUACUCAUGUAUUUUAGACGUUACAUGAAUGAUCACCUCAUUAAGGCAGGGGCUGAUAUUCUAGAAAAAGAUUCUGAUCAGUUAAGCCGAACACCUUAUAUGUAUCAAUGGUAUAGAUCUACUUCAUCUGUGAUAAUGCAACUUACAAAUGGCACUUUACAGAUUAAUUUUACCGAUCAUACAAAACUUAUUUUAUGCCCUUUGAUGAAUGCAAUUACAUUUAUUGAAGACAAUGUAUUUCGUACAUAUCGUUUCAAUACAAUUGCAGAGCAUGGUUGUAGUCCAGAAUUAUCAAGAUGCUUAGAAUAUGCACAUAAGAAAAUUGGUUCCAUAUUAAAAGACAAUAAGUAAUAUAAGAACAAUUUUUUGUAAUUAAAAUUGGAUUGAAAUUUAGAUCUAGUUACAAUUGUUAGUUAUAAGUUAUUGCAUAACAAAGUAAGAUUGUGAAUAGUAUAUAUAAUUUUUUUUAUUAUAACCAUUUUUUUUUUUUUUUUUUUUUUGAAAUUAUACUCUUUCAAAUACUUCCGAUUUUUUUAAUCUAUACAUUUUUAAAUUUGCAACUAGAAAAUAGUUAUUUUUGUAUUGGGCAGAAUUUUUAGUAAUUGGGUAAAUUGUAGUGACAUACAUUCCUCAUAAUUUCUUACUGCCAUUUUGAUAGAUGUACAAUAGAAUAACUUAUGAGAAAUGAAAUUAUUAAUUAAUGCAUUCGAUUCGUUCCAUUUGCCUCAUUUAUAUUGAACAAAUAACACUAAUUUAUCUUAUAAAUUUUAAUACAUUUGUGAAUAUAAUUAUUUAAAUUAUUCCUUGAUUCAAAAUUACAUUUUGAUGUUCAUAAAAAUAUUUAAUAUGUGUUCAUAUUAAUUUUGACAAUUUCUUAAUAUAUUUAGUUAAAUCUAAAUUAUUUUUAAAAUAAUAAAGACUAAAAUAAUGAAUUUUUUUUUUUAUCGUAUAUAAUGUCUAAACAUCUAUUAAUUUCAUAUUAAAUACUAUAGUAAAAAUAUUAACCAGAAAAAAAAUGAAUUAUUUGAAUACUUAAUUUAUUUUAAAUUAUUACAUUUAUAUUAACUAUAAUGAUAUGGUCACUAUACGAAAAAUGUAAUUGUCUAUAAAUCUUUUAUCAAAAGCACAAAUAAUCUUGUUAAUUUUUGUAUGGAUAUAUUGGAUCAUAUAAUGUUUAAGUAUUAAAAUAAUUAUGUAUAUAUGUAUAAAUAAUAUGUAAAUAUUAAUAAUAAUAAAAAUUAAUUAAAUUGACUUGUACACAUUGAUAUACAAAACAUGAUAAGAAAAAAGUAUAAAAAUAAUUAUUCUUUAAGUUUUACAUAAUAUAAAUUUUAAACCUCUGAAUCCAGUCAAAAGUCAAAAAGUAUAAUUGGUGGAUACUAGUUGUAAUGGAACAUGUAGUGAACUAAAAAACGUGAAUGAACCAAUAAUAUUUAUAUGAGCUGUAACUGGUCGAAACUUUAUGUUGUGUUAACUGAUAAUGUUUGUUAUAGAUGUUAACUACAUCUAUUGAAGUUCAUGAAAAUAGUUAGAAGAAAAUGUGUUUAAACUAGUAAUGGGAAAUAUUGAAUAGUAACUAUCGAACUAUUCGGUAGUCUAUGCUAAAAAUAAA
Messenger RNA from Daktulosphaira vitifoliae (grape phylloxera), 3332 nucleotides. RefSeq names its product serine/threonine-protein kinase polo-like. The coding region runs from base 332 to 2071 and encodes 579 amino acids. The record is from RefSeq and is a predicted model, not a curated record. Gene Ontology annotation, cellular component: spindle pole; cytoplasm; centrosome. Gene Ontology annotation, molecular function: ATP binding; protein serine/threonine kinase activity; protein binding. Gene Ontology annotation, biological process: mitotic cell cycle; regulation of cytokinesis; protein phosphorylation. The transcript is spliced from 9 exons. NCBI's taxonomy places the organism in Eukaryota, Metazoa, Arthropoda, Insecta, Hemiptera, Phylloxeridae.